CCAGUGUGUCCCGUACCACUCUUCUCCUACACCUCCCGCGGUAAUCGGCGUGCGAGGGCAGGGGCUCCGUUCUCUCUCUCUCUCUCUCUCUUACUGUUUUCUACCAGCGAAGUAAACUUCACCUCGCUGCUGAGUUCCAGGGUAUUAGUCAGGCCAAUUGAGCUCAAUUCGACGAGGAACCGGUAAAGAAGAACGAUGAAUGCACCACCUAUUGUGUUAGACCAAGGUACCGGGUUUGUGAAGAUAGGACAUGCCGGUAACAACUUCCCAGAACACACGUUCCCUUCGAUUGUUGGGCGUCCUAUUCUGCGUGCUGAGGAGAGAACGGGGGACGUUGAGAUCAAGGACAUCAUGUGUGGUGAUGAGGCGAGUGCAGUGCGCUCCUCGCUGCAGAUCUCGUACCCUAUGGAGAACGGUAUCAUCCGGAACUGGGAGGAUAUGGAGCACCUGUGGGACUAUGCCUUCUACGAGCGUCUCCAAGAGGACACGAGAGGUAAGAAGGUGCUGCUAACCGAGCCUCCGAUGAACCCUUUGAAGAACAGAGAGAAGAUGUGUGAUAUGAUGUUUGAGAAGUACCAGUUCGGCGGCGUGUACGUUGCCAUCCAGGCAGUUUUGGCGCUGUAUGCCCAAGGUUUGAGCUCUGGAGUUGUCGUUGAUUCCGGUGACGGUGUUACCCAUGUGAUCCCGGUGUACGAGUCCGUUGUUCUGAACCAUCUUACAAGAAGACUGGACGUUGCCGGUAGAGACGUUACGAGACACUUGAUCGACUUGCUCUCGAGAAGGGGCUACGCCUUCAACAGAACUGCGGAUUUCGAAACGGUUCGUCAGAUCAAGGAGAAACUGUGCUAUGUCUCCUACGACCUGGAACUCGAUGCCAGGCUGUCCCGUGAUACGACAACUCUUGUUGAAAACUAUGAAUUGCCAGAUGGACGUGUCAUUAGAGUUGGCUCUGAAAGAUUCGAGGCCCCAGAGUGUCUCUUCCAGCCAAACUUGGUUGACUGUGAACAGCCAGGUAUGGGUGAAUUAUUAUUCAACACCAUCCAAAGUGCCGAUCUCGACGUGAGAUCUUCCCUUUAUAAAGCCAUUGUCCUUUCCGGUGGCUCCUCUAUGUAUCCGGGUUUGCCUUCAAGAUUAGAGAAAGAGUUGAAACAGCUAUGGCUCACAAGAGUGCUUCAUGGCGACCCUUCCAGAUUGGACAAGUUCAAAGUUAGAAUCGAGGAUCCACCAAGAAGACGACACAUGGUUUUCAUCGGUGGUGCUGUUUUGGCUAACAUCAUGGCUGAUAAAGAUCACAUGUGGAUCUCUAAACAAGAAUGGGAAGAGAGUGGAGCUCAAGCCUUGGUAAAACUUGGUCCAAGAUAGGCUCCGUCAUGGUGUGUGUGCGUGUGUGUUUUAUAUAAAAUGAAUAAAUAAAGCAAUUGAAUUGAGAGAAGAAGGAUCUUUGAU
This is a messenger RNA of Williopsis jadinii, 1446 nucleotides long. RefSeq names its product actin-related protein 2 (gene ARP2). Bases 196 to 1362 code for a protein of 388 amino acids. Gene Ontology annotation, molecular function: actin filament binding. The transcript has a single exon. Gene Ontology annotation, biological process: Arp2/3 complex-mediated actin nucleation. Lineage: Eukaryota; Fungi; Ascomycota; Saccharomycetes; Phaffomycetales; Wickerhamomycetaceae. The record is from RefSeq and is a predicted model, not a curated record. Gene Ontology annotation, cellular component: actin cortical patch; Arp2/3 protein complex.